ACAGAGCUCAGAGCAAAUAAUCAGCUAUAUCAAAGGAAAGAUCCGAGAUGAGAGUAGCUCAGACAGAUGGAUCAACCUGUUCUACUGUCUGAAUGAGCUGAAUCAACACACAUUAGUGGAGCACAUUGAUAAGUGUGCAACAGGAGCCCUGUCUGUAGAAAUGCUCUUACCAGGACAGCAGCAGACAAGGACAUUUAGGUUUGAGAUGUCAAAAGAUCAACUGGAUGAGUUUGAUCUGUCAAAAUACAUACAGACACCAGAGAAAGAUCAAACUGAACUCCUCAGUCCAGAUGAUGUUCUUCACAAACUGGUGCCAGUGGUCAUAAAGUCCACCUCUGCAGGGCUGCGUAAUUGCUAUCUGACAGAAAAGAGCUGUUCCUAUCUGGCCGCUGUCCUGACAUCACAGUUCUCACAUCUCAAACAUCUGUACUUGGGUGACAAUGACUUGCGAGACUCAGGAGUGGAACUUCUAUGUUCUGGACUCAAGCAUCCAAACUGCAAACUGGAGACAUUGCAGUUGGACAGGUGCAAGCUGACGGAGAAGAGCUGUUCCUAUCUGGAAUCUGCUCUGAUCUCUGACUCGUGUCUUGAAUAUCUGAGCCUGAAAUUCAAUGGUCUGAAAGACACAGAUGUUGAACAGCUCUCUAAACUUGAGGCAGACCACUUCUAUAAACUGGAGAGACUAGAGUGGCGGUAGUGAGCAGCGACGUGUGGCAUUGCCCUGAGCUGACGACAGCACACACACACACACACACACUUAAGUUAUUUAGCAUUGUAAAUAAGUAAAUAUUACAGAUUUUUGUCCUGUUAUGCCUUACUUUGCUGCAUUACAGCAAAAAGUAAUGCAUUACAGUAAUUAAUUACUUUUGUAAUUGCAUUACUGCCCAACACUGCUAGCAAGAUAGAUCACUUGUAUGUAUUGGUAAACAGUAGAAGCUAUAUGCAGUGUAUAUUAUACACAAGUAUACUUUAGAACUUCUGUUGCAUUCUGUUACAAAUCCAUCAUGUGAGGAACCAUCACAAUAAUUAUGUUAUAUCAGUAGCCUAUGUGUGUAGGCCUGCAUGUGUAUGUAUGCAUUUAUUUAGCAAUUACACACGUGUGGAGAUAUUACACAAUGGGAGAGUCCCAGUUGGGCUUUCACAUAAUGGUUAUUGUGUAUCAUCGUGUAUGUACAGUAUAUACAUCACCUGUGAAAUGUGCUUUAACAUGGCAUGAACCUUAGCCAGAAUACUGUAAUAGUUGACUUAACCACCAUAGUAGUACGUGAGUGGUAUUCAUUGGCACUGCCCUUACGAGUUGAUUAGGGAGGUAACGAUUUGAUUCGAAUCGAUUCAGUCCGAUUCUUCAAUACAUUGCAAUGCAUUACAUUUCUACUGAAAGCAACGGGAAUUUUUCAUCAGUCAUGAGGGAAUACAAUCAGUCAGAUACUGAACAACAUUUUAAUGGCUGUGUGCAUCAGUCAUGCAGUUUCCAAUGCUUUGAAGUGCUUUAAUUCAAUCUAAAGUUCAUUCGCUCCGGAAAAGCCCACAGAAGUAAUUGAAGCGUAUAUAAAUAUGCCACAUCGAUAAUGGCAUUUGCAAUGCAUUGCUUACAUCGCAAAGACUUACUGUCUCGGU
Messenger RNA from Engraulis encrasicolus (European anchovy), 1617 nucleotides. RefSeq names its product ribonuclease inhibitor-like. The transcript is spliced from 4 exons. Gene Ontology annotation, molecular function: protein binding. NCBI's taxonomy places the organism in Eukaryota, Metazoa, Chordata, Actinopteri, Clupeiformes, Engraulidae. Gene Ontology annotation, biological process: intracellular signal transduction. The record is from RefSeq and is a predicted model, not a curated record. The coding region runs from base 161 to 697 and encodes 178 amino acids.